This is a messenger RNA of Ipomoea nil (Japanese morning glory), 1079 nucleotides long. RefSeq names its product thioredoxin-like 2, chloroplastic. NCBI's taxonomy places the organism in Eukaryota, Viridiplantae, Streptophyta, Magnoliopsida, Solanales, Convolvulaceae. The transcript has 4 exons. Bases 217 to 900 code for a protein of 227 amino acids. The record is from RefSeq and is a predicted model, not a curated record. Gene Ontology annotation, biological process: cell redox homeostasis.
CCUCUACUGUUCUGGUACAAUAUGGUUCACACAAAUAUUUCGCAAACUCUUCUGGUGAAGCAUUUGAAAGCUAUUACACUCACAGCAGUCUUCUGGUGAAGCCUUUGCAGGAAAUCAAUGGGUUUCAUUGUGGGAGUGGGAAAUAACUGAAGAAGAGAGAAGUUCAGAGAAAGAAGAAGGCUCACUCUCUCUCUGUGUUUCUUCUUUCUCUGUUCCAUGGCUGAUGCACUUGGAUUUUCUUUCAAAACCUCUUUCUGUUCUGCUGCGAGAAUCGCCAAACCGAGGCUUGCUUUUUUAUCCAACAGGAGUUUUCGGAGAAGGGUUGGCUUUGCUGCGGAUUCUCCUCGUGCUUCCGUUGAUUUUGUUUCCAGAAUAUCCUUCAGACCCACCAAGAAAGUUCCUUCGUUUAAGGUUCACGCAACCAUUGAUCAAACUGAGGCUCCAAAGUGGUGGGAGAAAAAUGCAGGGCCGAACAUGAUUGAUAUUCAUUCUACAAAAGAAUUGUUGGAUGCAUUAAGUGAAGCUGGAGAUAGACUAGUUAUUGUUGAAUUUUAUGGGACGUGGUGUGCUUCUUGUAGAGCAUUAUUUCCCAAGCUUUGUAGAACUGCGACGGAGCACCCUGAAAUUUUGUUCCUAAAAGUCAAUUUCGAUGAAAACAAGCCAAUGUGCAAAAGUUUGAAUGUAAAAGUCCUUCCGAAUUUCCAUUUCUAUCGCGGAGCUGAUGGACAACUGGAGUCCUUCUCUUGCUCACUUGCCAAAUUCCAGAAAAUUAAGGAUGCUAUUGAAUUACACAACACGGCUCGUUGCAGCAUUGGUCCUCCUAGAGGUUUGGGAGAUCUCAAACUCGAAACGCUUUUGACUGCCAAGGAUGUCCCGGCAGGAUCCUCUUCCCCAUCGUAGUUUCUUGGUUCAGUGAUCUCUGCAGCAUUAUAUGAGAACAUAUUUUUUUUUUCUGUAUUAUAGAAUCAGUCAUUGAGUGUAUAGUUCACUUGAGAUAGUCUAUUCUUAUGUAGUUUAUUGUUCUUUUCUGUCAGUAAUAAUUUACAUGCACUAAAUUAAACAAAAUCCUUUCAUGGUCA